Paramuricea clavata is the source of this 6321-nucleotide messenger RNA. The record is from the annotation of a GenBank genome assembly. NCBI's taxonomy places the organism in Eukaryota, Metazoa, Cnidaria, Anthozoa, Malacalcyonacea, Plexauridae.
AUGAGUGUUAUGAGCGCUUUAUUUGAUGAUUUUCAGUGCAACAGCACAUUUAGAUAUCGUCUUGUAUUUCUCUUAAAGGAUUUUGAAAUUGAGAACAAAAAACUGCGGGAAACACUCAACGAAUAUAACACUGAAUUUGCUGAAGUUAAAAACCAAGGUAUAAAUACUGUUACAUACAGAUUGUGAUUCUCUAGUGCAAAGCUCACAGACAUAGAGUUAAGUAUUUUACUAUGUAUGUAUUAAUAUUUCCAGAGGUGACAAUCAAUCGAUUGAGAGAAAAAGUUCGAGAGUAUGAAGAUAAAAUUGAGGAUACAGCCAAGGUGUGUACUGGGGUGAUUGUGAAUGCAAAAGAGUCUUCCAUAAUUGAUAAUUUAUAGUAAAAUUAGUUUCUUCCUGUAGUAAUACUGCAUGGAUCAAUAAUAGAUUAUUCUUGCUGGACCUCUAGGAAGAACAGUUUAUCUAGUAUAGAUAAAGUUUGUUUAGUUUAGGUUUCUUUCUGUAGUAAUACUACAUGGAUCAAUAAUAGAUUAUUCUUGCUGGACCUCUAGGAAGAACAGUCUAUCCAGUAUAGAUAAAGUUAGUUUAGUUUAAGUUUCCAUCUGUAGCAAGGCUAGAGGAAUAAGAGAUGUCUUUUACUGGACUUCUAUGGAGAGCAGUUUAGAAUUUAUAGAGUUAUUCAAUAUAAAUAGAGUUAUUAAAAUAUUUCUUUGUGAACAACUGUCAAGAUUCAGAUUUUUUAUGUACAGAUACGAGUGAAAGACAAAGAAAAAGAACUACAAAAAAUUUUUGCUGAAAGAGAAAGGUGUAAUUUUGAUAGAUUUAAAUAUGAUUGUGACCGCUGUCUCUCACUAGCAUCUUUCCAUUUUCAGAUGCUAACCUAAACACUUUUCAUCCUAGACAAUUACAAGAAACUCAACUUGAAGUGGCGAAGAAAUUGGGAGAAACAGAACAAGAAGUGGUUGCAUUAAAAGCAGGUAAUUAGCUGUAUCAGUUCUGUAACUGUUCUUCCUAGAAGUGGAUGGAAUUUUGAUCAUGGUAAAUAUUGUUACUUGUUUUAAAUCCUGUAGCUUUGGAAAGUGCUCAGUCUGAACUGUUUGAUGUAAAGUCAAAGUUAGAUGAGGAGAACGAAGCAAGGUUAGUAAUCACAAUUUCUUUGCUUUUAAAAACAUUGGUGUUGAUAAAUUAAAGUACAAUUUGUAAUGAAAGUUUAAAAUUAUUUUUAGGGGUUCUGCAAUUGAACUAUUGGAAGCUGAUGUUGAGAGAGCCAGUCAGGUAACAAUCUUAACAAUCGUAUUGUGUACUGUGUAGCUCUUACAGUAUUCUUGUUUUGUUGUUAUGAUCAACCAAUAUCGCAAAGCUAGUUUAUAUAGAUUGUUGGCGACCCUGAUGUAGUGUCUACAUACAACUUGUACUUUACUGAGUUUACUUUAUCACUUCUAGAGAGCGCUGCUAGCAGAACGUUAUGUAGAGUCAUUGACUGAGCAGUUGAACCAAGUGAAAUCAGAACUCCAGGUAAAGUUAAGGACUAUUGUUUCAUGUUAAAUCUUGUGGUUAAUACAUUUCUAGCGUAUAUAAAUUCACUUUUAGCAAACGUAUAUGACUUGUGUCGACUCACUUUAUCUUCUUUUUCUUAUCAAGACGUCUGAUGAAAAAUCACGGCCAAAUGUGGUAUGACUUUUAGUUUCUCUUUGAAACAAAUGAUAGCGAUAUUACAUUUAUUAAACGACGUUGCGAUGCUACAACGUACAGUACAUCAUUUUCAAGUUAUAGUAAUUACAUAUAUAUUGCUAUAACUUGAAAAUGACGCAUGCUGUAGCAUCGAAACGGUGUUUAAUAAAUGUAAUAUCACUAUCAUUUUUUUUUCUAAAUUAUUUUCAAAAACGUUUUUGUAGUUUUUUCUUGUUUUUAUUAACUUAUAAUGGCCUCUUUAUAACGGCCUCUAUACAAAAGUCUAUUAUACGAUAAGUCCCAAGUGAAGUCGGUUUAUCACUUGUUCUACACAACCUGAAAACUUGUUCAAAUUCUUGACAGGACGAUGCAUUUCACUCAAUCUCAAGGGCGACAUUGGAACGAGAACUUUCAGCGAAAGAAAAGGAGGUACCCACUCUACCAUGCAGAAUAUUCAAGUACGGUUUAAUGGGUAGCUUGCGUAGCACCCGGUUUUUGGGGCGAGGAUACAAAGCUUUUAGGUAUGAUAAAGCUGUUAAUAUGUUUUUGUUUGCUUCUAGAUUGGUCAAUUGGUGGAAGACAUUCAACGUCUUCAAGCUGCCAUGAAUAAAAUGCGUGAAGCAGGAAUACAUCAGGUACUAUCAGACAAUGUUAACCCAGUAAAUAGCAUUGUGCCCUCAUUCACCCUACCUUGUUAUUUUACUCUGCCCAAAGCCGGUUUUCCACUAGGCGGAAUUUUGUGCGCGGAGCGGAAUUUUUCUUUGUCUUGUGAUUUCUCCGAUGGUACUCCGCGCCCAAAAUUUUACUAAUCAAGGCAAGAGGUCUGGGCAAAUAUUGUUUUAAUAUGUUACGUCUGGUAUUUAUCGCAGGUUACUUCCCUAGAGGAACAGUUGGCAAGUAAAUCUGAAGCCAUUCACAAACUGGUGAGUUCCAAUAAUACACUCUUCUGGAAAGCGCGUCAAUUUUGGCUAUAGAGCCUCGUUUUCGUGUGCACGUGACAACAUCGCUUUCACGAAAACGGGGGGGGGGGGGCUGGGGGCUUCAACAAAGUUUUCGUCUUUAUCACACAAUUAAUCAAUUAACUCUCUCUCGGUACGGUACUCUCUACUUCAUUACCACUUGCAGCCUAAAGGUGCAGACACACCGGAUGCGAUUCAACAAUGCGGUGCGAUUUUUAGUUUUUGAACAUUAAUAAAACAGCCAAUAAAAAUAAAUUUUAAAAGAUAUGUAGGCCAAAUAACUCAAAAUGUAAUAGCGCUUCUAAAUAUUUGGAAAACUUAAAUUAGGAUCAAAGUUGGAACACUUAAAUUAGGAUAAAAUGAGAGGCACUCACCCCCUGAUAAUAAUCAAAAUGGCGAACGUCCAGGGGGAUGCCUCUCAUAAGCGCACUAGCUAGGACUAUUGCGUCAGCAUUUUGAUGACGAAUCAUGGCAUGGCAGCAGUUACGCUUGGUUGAGUCACAGAUGAUAGAUAAUACCAGAUGUCUCACUCAGCCAAAAUUGUGUCCGCGAUUUUUUAUGAGCACGCGUUGGCCGCCAUUUUGGUAGUAAGUGUAAUCCAUGCCAUGAAACGUGAGCAAUCACGCAUUUUGGCAGUAAGUGUCGCACGCGUCAUCUGGCGUGAUAGCCUCGCGAAAAUCGCGGACACGAAAAUCAUAGGGAUAGAUAUAGAGUGAUACACAUCUGGUAUUAUCUAUCAUCUGUGGCUGAGUCGACCUUCUGUGUGUGUUUAUUCUGUGGCCUUGUUUUGCCCAAGCUCUUGCUGAGCACAUUGUAUUGGAUAAAAAAAAUUAGAAAUUUAUCCCUAAGUUUGCACACUGUUAACCAUCAUGUGGAUGUUCGCUGCAUCUCCUGACAAUAGGGAGUUUACGCUCUGCGACUCGGCCGGCUCGACGACGCGGUCUAAAUUUUAGCUCAAGAAUGAGCGCUAAGCAAUUCAAUUACUGUAAUAAAUAUUUGACUCUUUCAAAUAACCUUACAAAAUGCUACGUUCGGCUGAAGCGAUGCAAUGUUUGCUGUAAUUUUGACUUUUAGUAAUACCUCUUGUGUCGCAUUAAGCUUUCGCGUUGCCUGAAAGACGUAAUAAUGCUUUUUUAACGUUGUGUUGAGAAUGACAACGCGGUUGACAAUGCUCAUGGGACCACAAAUUAUUGACAGCUUUUGUCUUGCAUGACAAAUUUCUUUGUAAAUUCUUUGUAGGUUUGCAUGGCUAUAAAACACAUAAUACUAUUGUUUGUGGAAACACCAAAUUUCUUUGUUUUGAAAGCGCGUCGUCGAGCCGGUCGCGUCGUAGAUCGUAAACUCCCUAAUUUGUUCUAGGGAACCUGCAUGUGGCGAACUUCCUGGGCCCUGGCACUACAUUGUUGUAUUUUUAGGUAGUUGCCGAAUGCCGAAUCUUAUUAAAUCAUUAAAUCAAACUAUGCAUGCUUGCAUGAUUAUAAGGUUGAAUAGCGACAAGCAUUGUCCAAGCCCAGUUGGUGACGAAAAUAUUUGCAUGCUAAAAUUAUGAUUUCAUCAGCAGAUUCCAAUGUGAGUUUGUUGUGUAAUUUACCGGUACGUAAACGUACAAUAUUAACAUGGAGCAGUAUUCGAUGAAAUCAUGAAUCAUAAUAAAAAUACUUUUUUCCAUAAUAAGACAUAGGUUCAUACGUGCGAAACUUCAGAAUCUUGUCACAGAUAUACACUUGCCUUGAAUUCUGAAUUUUGCUCACCAGGAUAAUAAUAAAAAAUGCAAGUCAUCUCGGUGCGAGCGGAUAUUGUGGCAAAAAUAACCAUUCAGCAGUAAGGAGAAUUUGAGGUAAUCAACAGUUAUAAUACUUGACGUUUUCAGAACCUCCAUGCUUUUUAAUUUUUCUGUAAUUCAUAUUAUUCAUAAUUUGGACCUUAUUCUUGGUAUAGACAGUACUAAAAAUAAUACCCAAAUCCGAGCAAAUGAGUUCCAUUGCCACAAUAUAUCGUUAGACUUAUUUCAAAGUAUGUCGUCAGACUUUUUUCAAGAUAUGUGGUCAGAAUUAUUUCAAGGUAUGUGGUCAUAUGUUGUCCCCCUCAUCAUCAAAUAUGUUGUCGUCCUCAUCAAAUAUGUUGUCCCCCUCAUCAUCAAAUAUGUUGUCGCCCUCAUCAAGUAUGUUGUCGCCCUCAUCAAGUACUGUAUGUGGCAAGGAUAAUCAGUUGCCCUACUGCCAAGAUAAGGGAGUGUUCAUUAUUUAUACCCGGGGUUGGUACCGAAGAGAAACUAAUCGAAAAGGGAAGAAAACAACCACCCACCCUUUCGGUCAACCAUUUUUUUCCCUACCCAACUAUUGCAUGACUUGGAUUUUUAUUUUACCCAACCCAAUUUCAAAAUUAUACAAGUAUUUUACAUAUAUACAUAUAUAUUAUUAUACAAGCUAGGCCACUAUAGUAUAAAUAUGCAAUACUAUGCAUAUUUGGUAUACUAUAACUGAAUGUCAAAUAUAAUCAUUUGUACCUUCACAAGUUCAUAUUAUGUUCCCAAGCCUCCACGUUCCUGCAGUCCUACCAUAUCUCGUUGUUGUAAUCAGAGGGGAUGGGGAGUUUGAGUUUAGUUUUCCUUGUGGGGAAUGAAUGGAUAUUUCCAUAUUUUGUUCAAUUCAAGGUUUGUAUUGAAAAUAAUUUACCCACCCAUAGGCUUUGUUCAAAUAAUAUUUACCCAACCCUUCAUACCCCAGAAAAAUGGCUUACCCAACCCAUUUCUCUUCGGUACCAACCCCGGGUAUAAAUAAUGAACACUCCCUAACGCUGAACGAAAAGAUGUGGAAAACCCGGCGCCUUCUGGCACCACUCUCUUCUGCAGAGAACUCUGCAAACAGGUUUUACAAUAAAAUUAGCAGCGUUGCCAUUGGGAGUAUUAGCGAUUUUCUUGCUCUAUGUUGAUAUAAACAUUGACCCCAUUUUAAGAUCGGAAAAAAUUCACAGUGCAACCACUUAUGUGCUAGCUGGUGUAUUCGUGCUAGAAUGCGUGGGAAAGUACUUUCCAGUAGUUGGAAUGGUGGUCCUAGUCAUCCGUCACGUGAUAGCAUUCGAGAAGACUUUGUACAUUGCCAAUGUAGCCGUGUUCUUCCCGGAUUUGAGAAAACUGCUUAAUCAGUUUUCGUGGCCCUUGACUUAUGCGAGCGCACUUUUCUUUGUGAUACUACAAAGAUAUGUUCGUUUAUUUCCUUUGAACUCUCGUCUACGAACCGUUCAUGUGGUCAUAAAUAACGUAUGCCUGAACUGGAUCGUCUCCAUGAUUUACAUAUACAACCUCCUUCCAAUGGUUAUGGACACAAAAGACGAAACAAAGCAAGUGAUAUUACUAGCCAUUACCCCGUUCCUGCCUGUAAUACCUGUUGUUAUUUGCGAUCGCUGUACUUUGAUUGAAAUCUCUAAAAUCACCAACCGAGUGUAUGGUUUCGUUUUUGUUUGUUUGAGCCGUGGAAUCGUUAUUUCUCUAUGUCGUAUCAUACAAGCCGAUUUCACGAGUAUAUGGCUAUUCAUGGGAGUGUCUUUGUCCCUAGGUUUUCUCAAAGUGGCCGGCAAAGCAACAGAAGAGCUUCGGGGCAAUGUAAUGGCAUACUUUUUAGACCUCCAAGAAAUCCCAAAUCUCCAAGGUUCAUGGCAGAUAUCGAAAUCCAAGAUAUCCUGUUUGAAUGGAUAA